Budorcas taxicolor (takin) is the source of this 695-nucleotide messenger RNA. It is a transcript of the gene C16H1orf105, whose product is annotated as chromosome 16 C1orf105 homolog. The record is from RefSeq and is a predicted model, not a curated record. The coding region runs from base 1 to 579 and encodes 192 amino acids. Lineage: Eukaryota; Metazoa; Chordata; Mammalia; Artiodactyla; Bovidae. The transcript is spliced from 7 exons.
AUGGGGUCACAUACGAAACAUAAAAAAUGUGAAGUGCUGACCGAUGUGUCUGUUCCAAGAUUUGACAAGAUUCCCUGGUUUAGUGAGGCCAGCUUCAUGAACAAGCCAUUAGUGCUCAGCCUCCCCAAAAGAUAUCCUUAUUCCUCUGCCACUUUUCUGGUUGCAUCCAAGAAGGAUAUGAAUUUGCCAAUUUCGUUCCAAGUUCCAGAUGUCUUAUCUAAGGCCGGGUGGAACCAGAAUGACCCCACACUGAUCAGAAACAAGCAGCUGUGCUCCACAUGUCGAGAUGUGAAAAUGGUGCAACCAAAAACUCUGAUAAUUCCAGAUGAUCUGAAACAAUCCUUUGCAAAUAUUAUGAAUCAUAGAAUGAUGAGUCUCCAUCCACCAAAAGCCCAGACUGUACCCAAACGUUCUUGUGAUGACAUCCUAACAGAGAACGUUCACUACAGACUGCCCAUUCUGGGCCCCAGGACAGCUGUCUUCCAUGGACUGCUGUCAGAUGCCUAUGAAACCCUGCGGGAGACAGAACUCUCUUCCUUGCCCAGAAAAGAACCAGUGAGCAAAGCAGUGAGUCAGUGAGUGGUGGGAACACAUUGCCUUCCAGAUGCUGAGAGAAAGCCACCUCACCAAGCGAGUUUCUGACACUGGUGCCUUCACGUCACUACCUCUCAGUAUGAAGAAGGUGACUCAAUUUU